AAUGUGAAGAUCAGCAGGCCCGCGCGGUGCUGUGGUAGCAAGGGAGGAAGGAAGUGCACUGGAGGUCAGGAGACGAAAGCUCGUAAAAGGAGGAAUUGUGCCGCUGUCCGGUUUCAUCUCAUGGGAAACGCCAGGGAAUAAUAAUAAUAAUAAAAAAAAAGAUGAUCUCAUCUCAUCAGGAAAGGAAAAAGGAGUUGCCUCGGGGUGAUAAUUUUUUUUUUUCCACUUCCCACGAAUGUUUUUUUUUUUUUUUUUGCAGAAACCCCUCCCACUCUCCACUGUGACUUCUCUAUACAUGGACUUGAUUUCUUUACUCCAACACCUUAAUGUUCACACCGAAAUCCACUUUGCGCAUUUCUGACCAUCCGCGCGAUACUAAAAAUAAGAGACAAUGGCGGACAUGAAGAAAGAAUUUCUGGUGGUCUUUACCCUGCUCUACUGCACGGUGAGUGCCGCUAAACGACUGGAUAAGGCCCCGAACGCCGUGGACAGCUUGUACCAGGGCUGCCGGGAAGAGACCAUGGCGAAAUUAAUCCGCAGUGACGUGCUGAAACGAGAGCUGAGCCAAGACGCUGAUUUCCAGGCAGCUUGGAGCGACAAAUGUACCACGCUGAUCCCGGGCGGGACGAAAGAACACACCGCCGCUCUCUUGGCCUACGCUAACGGCAAUCCUGGCUUCAAGAAGGCCUUCAACGACGAGGUGGAGACCACGGGAACCAACGCCAGCACCUACGAGGACCACUUCCACUACAAGUCCCUGCACUUCCUGCUCGCGGACGCCGUGAACUUGAUGAAGCCGAAGAUGUGUAAGAACGUUUACAGAGUCUCCGAGACUCAUUACGAAGCGGAAAAGGGCGCCGGGGUGAGAUUCGGCCGGUUCACCACGGUGCAGUCGGACUUGUCUAUAAAGGAGGACGUGGAGGGCGGCGUUUAUUUCAACAUCACCACGUGCUUCUACAUCCUUCUGGACGGCUUCUGCGGCGUCACGGAGGACGUCGCCAUCUUGUCCCCCUCCGAGGAGUUCACGGUGGAGGACGUCAGGCAAGGACAAGACGGCGACUACACCGAGAUCAUUCUGAAACACUCGCAGCUGAAGGCUAAUCACGACUGCUACGCUACGUCACGGGCGGCGGCAGUCAGCGCCCCCUGGUGGCUCACGCUGACGGCGCCCGUGUGGUUUUUCCUACUUGAGACGCUCGGCCGUCGGCGUCUUCGCUCGUGAACGCGGCCCCUUCGACGCGUUCCAGCCGUCGUCGCGACCUCAUGAAACGGUCCCGUCGAAUCGCUCUUCGCAUUUGAGAAUGAAAAGAUGUGCGACAAUGUGAUUGUUUCCUUGCUUGAAAAUGUGUGCCUACCAUUUGUCGUAAAUAAGCGAAUGCAUACAUGUGACUGACAUUCCGUGUUGAAUAAAGGUGUUGAUUACUAAGGGUCUGUGUGAUGA
Syngnathoides biaculeatus (alligator pipefish) is the source of this 1441-nucleotide messenger RNA. Its product is annotated as GPI-linked NAD(P)(+)--arginine ADP-ribosyltransferase 1. The record is from RefSeq and is a predicted model, not a curated record. Gene Ontology annotation, molecular function: NAD+ poly-ADP-ribosyltransferase activity; NAD+-protein-arginine ADP-ribosyltransferase activity. The transcript has 5 exons. Lineage: Eukaryota; Metazoa; Chordata; Actinopteri; Syngnathiformes; Syngnathidae. Bases 392 to 1222 code for a protein of 276 amino acids.